AUGAAGGUCUCUAUCUCUCUCAUUGUUGCUACCCUAGCCGCUAGUGUUUUCGCGGACUUACACUACACUGGUAUCUGUGUUGACAAUCCUGCCAAGGGUGUGACUGUUUAUAACAAACAAGCGACGGAGAAGGCAUGCGCGGCAUAUAAGAACCGCAACACGGGAGAUGCACAGUGGGACAGAUGUCCGGACUGUACACUCAAGAGCGAUCACGACAUUCUCUUUUAUUGCCAGACGGUGGCUCAGCACAUCGGGGGAGAUGAGUUGGAAUAUUACUGCAAGCAGAAUGGGGCGAGCAGCAGUGUAGCUUGGUGA
This is a messenger RNA of Aspergillus lentulus, 315 nucleotides long. RefSeq lists its product as uncharacterized. NCBI's taxonomy places the organism in Eukaryota, Fungi, Ascomycota, Eurotiomycetes, Eurotiales, Aspergillaceae. The record is from RefSeq and is a predicted model, not a curated record.